This is a messenger RNA of Eptesicus fuscus (big brown bat), 943 nucleotides long. It is a transcript of the gene TEKTIP1, whose product is annotated as tektin bundle interacting protein 1. The coding region runs from base 281 to 907 and encodes 208 amino acids. NCBI's taxonomy places the organism in Eukaryota, Metazoa, Chordata, Mammalia, Chiroptera, Vespertilionidae. The record is from RefSeq and is a predicted model, not a curated record. The transcript has 4 exons.
UGGGGACUGGCAGUUCUGGCCUAAGCAUCAGAAGCUCUCUCUGGCUUAGAGACCCCCAUGUAGAGAUGUGGGGAGGGGAGGAGGGGAGCACUGAGGCCCAAGCCACCAGGUGUGGCCCCACCUCCUCCUGUCAGCCCCUCAGCGGGGGGGCAGGAGGGCGUGGCCUGGAUGGGAGCCAGGCUACCAACAGCAUUGCCAGGACACCCAGAAUGGUCUUUGUUGCUUAACAAUGGCCUCACAGGCCUUCUAGGCAGGAGCACCCAGGAACCCAGAGGCAGACAUGCAGACCCUGAGGCGGGAGGCUACCCAGUCCUAUGUCCCCCAGGGGACCCUCGAAGUGGACUUCCCCCCACCUCUCUACAGUGAUGACUACCUGUCCCUGGAGGGGCCCCGCUGGACACCAGCCAUCAAGCAGGCAGUGCGCUGGAAGUACACACCCAUGGGACGUGACUCUGCCGGCCAGACAUGGUACACCGGCCUAACCAAUUCGGACCCCCGUGAAGCCUGGUACACGCUCCCAAGGGCCCUGGAUUGCCCCUACCGGGAGGCUUAUGCCCACUGGCAUGGAUGCCAUAGCCACCGGAAGCACAGCAUGCCCUCAGACCAAACCCAGUGCCUCCGGGAGUCUGCCUGGUAUGACCCCAUCAUGCCCGCUCAGUACAGGGCCCCCAGCACGCGGUGGGGGGCCAUGCUGUGGAAAGACAGACCCAUCUGGGGCAAGGAAUAUGUGGUCAACAGGCACCAAUAUGGGGUGGAGCCGCUGGGGCGGGUGUCGGACUACGUGCCCUACCUGUCAGCAAUGCAGCGUCCGCUCUACACAACCCAGAACUACCGGCAGUGGGACCUGGAACCCUAUUGCCCAUCCACUGGCCAGCGGUCCUCACCCAUCUACAUGCCCACUGUCUGAUAAAGACCGUCCCUCUGUGGGGACACUGUGCCUCUC